This is a messenger RNA of Punica granatum (pomegranate), 1546 nucleotides long. The record is from RefSeq and is a predicted model, not a curated record. Lineage: Eukaryota; Viridiplantae; Streptophyta; Magnoliopsida; Myrtales; Lythraceae.
AUUCAAUCAUCCCCUUCUUUCCCUCCCCAAGCCAACCCUAAAACAUCCAAUCGACUGUAAAUCCCUAAAUACCCAUAAAUCCGAUCUAUCUUACCUAUCAAUGAAAAAAAAUAAAAAUCUUAUUCUCUUCCUAAAGUUUUGAUUGAUUUUUCGUAAUUUUACGACGACCCACAGACACAUUCUUAAUCUCUGCUAAUCCCCGACCUUAUAUUACAGCAAAAGGCCCGACCUUUACCUAUCUACCCGGCUACGCAAGAAGAUUAUGUCCAUGGUUUUACACCAACUUGGCACAGAGAGCCCAGAUGGCCAGUUCUCAGCCCCUCCCGCCGGAGCGUCCAGGGCCUACCCUCCUGCAACGGCAGAUUAUAAGGAUGUCGUCCAGAGCCCCGAGGUUUUCGAGGAGAAGCUUAGCGCUUUCCACUCCGCAUACGGCUCCAAGUUCAAGGUUCCUACUGUAGGAGGCAAGGCUCUUGACCUCCACCGGCUUUUUGUGGAAGUCACAUCUCGUGGUGGUAUAGAAAAGGUUACUAGAGAUCGGAGAUGGAAGGAAGUGAUCUUUGGAUUUAGCUUCCCCUCGACAAUUACCAGCGCUUCAUUUGUCCUAAGGAAGUAUUACAUGUCAAUGCUCUAUCACUUUGAGCAGGUCUAUUUUUUCCGCAAGGGGGUUCCUCCAAUUUCAAUGCCCGAUUGUGGAAUCGAGAGUUUGGUCAAUGGAUCUGCCUCGCAAGAUGAGGGUGCUUAUACAAACAAUUCAUCGGGUCAUGAAGAGUCAAACCUGCAUCCUGGUUCUUCAGUAACGGGCUUUAUCGACGGGAAGUUCGACAAUGGUUACCUUGUUACCGUCAAACUCGGGGCCCAAGAACUAAAGGGCGUUCUUUACCAUAUUCCUCCAAUCUUACACAUGUCUCAAAGUGCUGCGACUCAUUCUGCAUUGGUCCCCUCUCGGCGUAAUAGGAAGAGAUCACGCUUGGCUCUGAGAGACCCAGCUCGGCCCAAAUCCAACAAGAGUGGCUACAAUUUCUUCUUUUCUGAGAACUAUGCAAGGUUGAGACCUCAGUAUUAUGGUCAAGAGAGGGCCAUCACUAAGAAGAUCGGAUACUUGUGGAGCAAUCUCACUGAGGCUGAGAAACAGGUUUAUCAGGAGAAGGGCUUGCGGGAUAAGGAGAGGUACAAGUCCGAGAUGUUGGAGUACCAGUCUUCUAAGAUCUAACUCAAACCGAAACAUCCCUGCUUAGAAUUAGGUUCUUCUUACUUGGGUAGGAAACAACUAAUUUUAGGAAACAGAUUUAGGACCUUUCUUUUGCUUCUUCUGUCCCUCCGAUUACGAGACAGUUGGAGCCGAACUGGACAACGAAGUGAGAGUUGGGGAGAUGUAUAUUGUUUUUGCCUCAGUGCUAUCAAGCACAUGAAUGAAUCAGGGAUCUCCCUCCUCUCCAUCUCCUUGUGUUUCCUUAUUAUCGUAUAUGUUUGUUCCAGGAAAUGUUCCGAUUAGAUUCUCGGCAAUGUAUUAUUCUUCGGUGAAAAAGGAAAGAUAUCGAUUCAUAUA